Messenger RNA from Brenthis ino (lesser marbled fritillary), 267 nucleotides. The record is from the annotation of a GenBank genome assembly. NCBI's taxonomy places the organism in Eukaryota, Metazoa, Arthropoda, Insecta, Lepidoptera, Nymphalidae.
AUGAUGACUCGACCUAUCAGGAACAUUAGUAAAGCUCAUCUGGCAUUUAAUAUAGAGAAGAUUGAAGAUUUUAAGGUUGAAAAGUGUGAUGCAAUGUCAAACAAUCUCCAAUUAAGUAAUAAGUACAACUUAGAAUCUAAAGGCAGGGAUACUACAAGAGCUUUGUAUACUCGUACAUACACUCGUGAGCAAAAAAAUCGACUCGGACGACACAUCUGUAGUCGCAAGUCACUGGAAACAAAACUGAAAGCAAAUAUAUUUUUUUCA